CGCGCGAGCUCCACACUCCGGCGCGUGCUGUCUGCUUGAAUUGUGCGGGACGCUGAACAAACCGGCAUCACUAAGCUCGUGCGUUACGGUUUAAGAGAACAUACGUACAAUCUGAUAUUCAGGGUUUUUACUCACUGAAGGCAGUCGCAGACUGAAGUGUUUUACAGCCCAUGUGGUUUGUGUAGUGGGCAGCGAGCUUGUGAGAAGCAGUUAGAUAGAGGAAAAUGGCCUCGGACGAGCUGUCAGCGAAGCUUAACCGGCGGCUGAAGAUAGAGGAGGGCGAGGAGGAGCCGCACGCCGUGGACGGGGAUCAUGAAAACGGCGCGCACGACAAGGCGACCACGGCCAACGCUGACUCGGAGCUGGGAGCCAAACUGCAGCGGCGCGGCGAGCUGAACGAGGGGGUGGGCGAGCAGCAGCAGCCCAGCAUGAAGGUGUUCAACCCGUACACGGAGUUCAAGGAAUUCUCCAGGAAGCAGAUUAAGGACAUGGAGAAGAUGUUUAAGCAAUAUGACUCUGAGAAGGAUAACUUCAUUGACCUGAUGGAGCUGAAGCUGAUGAUGGAGAAGCUCGGUGCUCCACAGACUCACAUGGGCCUGAAGAAUAUGAUCAAGGAGGUGGACGAAGACUUGGAUGGCAAACUGAACUUCAGGGAGUUCCUCCUGAUCUUUAGGAAGGCAGCAGCAGGAGAGCUGGCUGAGGACAGUGGGCUGUGUGUCUUGGCUCGACUCUCUGAAAUCGACGUGUCCACGGAGGGUGUGAAAGGAGCAAAGUCUUUCUUUGAAGCCAAAGUCCAUGCCAUUAACGAGUCGAACCGUUUCGAGGCAGAGAUCCGUAACGAGCAGGAGGAGAAGAAACGACAGGCGGAGGAGAAGAAACAGCGACAAGCGGCAUUCAAAAAUCUCCAGUCAGCCUUUAAAUGACCAUCUUCCUGUCCUAUUAGAGCCCUGCUUUAACCAUUGCUCUCCAUCAUUAUUUGUGUCAGUCUCUUGUUUAUCAGAGCACCAUAGCAGGGAUACUAUGCAAUGCUUUGAGGUUUCCAUUCCAGGUUCACUUCCUUAAUGAGGGCUUAUAGUGUCAGGUUCAAGAUUAGAACUUUUAAGUAGGGUGUUGAAGUGAUUUACUUCAAUCCUCCACUAUUUGCCUCUUUUGAUCUUGAACUUGCAGUCCUCUAAGGACGUGUCUCUUUACACUGGACUGGAUGUGUCUCUCUUAAUUUGUUCUGCACUGUUAUUUCACACAUUUGCAUGUAUGAGGGCUUUCAGUUUAACUCCACUGUCCUCUUGUUCUUUAGUCAAAUAUGCAAGACACACAUGAGCAACUCCUUUUAAAGGGAAUUUUUAAUGUGGAUUUUUUUUUUUUAACUGUUGGAUUAUAUCUGCACAUCCAGUCCAUUGUGAUUCUUAUAUUCAGCGUCAUGAGGUAAAGACUAGGUUUCAUGGUAUCCUUGCUAACUGGGUUAGCACAGCAAGCAAGCAUUAUUAUGUACUUAAACCUUGCCUAAAAGAGUUCUGUAUUUUUACACUGUGGCUUGGAAAGGAGUGUGAGAACAUGCAUGUGAUGGUGUGUUCUGGUGGGGUAGGGAUUUUUUUUUUUUAUUAUUUAAAUUAUAAAUGAUAACUGUGUGAUGCCCUGACAAUCUUCCCCUUAACUGAAUCUCUAACAUCAGCUUCGUUGCUGUGGUGUCUCUCUUGCUCACACACGUCCGUGCACACACGUUUCCAAUCUUGUGGAGCACUAAAUGCCCUUUAAUGGUCAUUAGGUCUCAUUAUUGUUGGUGUAUUAUUGCUUAACUAGCCAGCCCCUUUUGAAAAAUAUCCCACCACCACACAUGCAUGGUUAUCAGUACUGAUUUGUCAGAUGUGUGUUCACACUGUGUGCAGGGUUUUUUUUUUUUUUUUUUUAAAACCAGGAUGCUCAUGAGAUUGUAAGGAGUGCAGAGUUAAAACACUUGUCCUCCUUUGAACUGCGUGGACUAACGCUUUAGUGUCAGGUGCCAGUGUGUGCAUACGCUAUAAUAAAUGUAAUCUGGUGCUGGCAUGAAAAUCUAGUUCGUUACCUCUCUCAGCAAAGCCCUUUAGACUGUUUGAAAAUUUACUCUAACCUUUGAUGGGUUGGUUUGUUUGUUUUUUCCUUCCCCCUUCUCCUGCACAGUGUGUAACAUCAGUCUGGCAAAUUUAAUUUUUAAGAACUACAAGUGUUUUACUGUGGAGAAAAAGGGCACAUUGACAGUUUGUCUCCAUGCUUCCAUUUGAAUGAUUUUAAAUCAUAAUUGAACUACUUUUUGCUUGAGAGUUAAAUAUAAAACUUGUGCAAGUUGCAGCACACUUCAGCACAGCUAACUGAGAUGUUUAAAAAAAAAAAAUCCAAUAUUUUUUUCCAGAAAUUUAAACUGCAUUUAGUUUUGUAUGGUGUGGGGGCCUUUUUGAAAAGCUUAUUUUUAGCUUAAUGAUAUCAUUGUUCACAAAUGUGUCUCCUUUCUCAAUAUCAGCAGUUCCUCACAGUGCUGUUAUGUGACUUAAAUGUGAGAUUUGGUUUUAUUUUUGAGGCAGUGGUCUGCUAUGCAUCCUGUUAUAUUCAAUAUAUUUGUAGUCACUGGCAGUCUGUGAUUUUGUAUUAUGAAUAAGCAAACAAUAGAUGCAUGAAAAUUUCAUAGAUUUGUCUUCAAAUGGUUUUGAAUGUUCUGCAGAUUAAACGUGGGGUUUGAGUGAAUAAUCCUAAUCUAGUGUGUCUCUAUAUGGUGGUGGUAGAUAUUUGAUAAGCACUGGAGUCCUUGAGGGACAUAAACUAUGAUUGAUUGGCUCUAAAUGGAUCCUCCAUCAAUCCUUACUGUGGGGGGACUGUAAAAAAAAAAAAACUUUUAAAGUUGGUAACCAGGCUGCCUUAAAAUUUUGAAUUCACUCAGACUUCUAGUUCGCGCAAUCAAUUUAACUUGCAAUAUGACUUUUUCAAAGAACUCCUUUUUAAGAUGGCCAGGUUACUAAGUUUUACAGUGUAAUUCUCUGCAUAAAUCUUCCGAGAGGACCGGCAUGGCACUCAUUGUGUCCGAGGGUUGAUUGCAGUUAUGUUCAACAAAUUACAGGAAUAUUUAUAAUCCAGAUUGAAAGACUUCAAACUUUAUGCUGACUACCAAGCAGUACAACACAUCCAAUUGGCCAAUUCUCAAAGCACAUCAGUUUUUAUGUUCACCCCUCAUUUACUUCAGUGUUUCCACUGUAAAGGCACUUCCUGCUAAUUGAGUGACUAGUGCUUAACAGGCCAGUGCUUUCUAACUCCACCUUCUCUGCAGGCAGCCGAAACCAAAAUACUGUACUGUUCUUUGUCCUUUUCAAUUUUCUGUCAGUUUGUGAAGACAUUGUGAAGACAUUCCAUGUGUUUUAGCAAAGUUCUGUUUGCUUCACUUCAGCAUAAUUCCAAUAACUGUCCUGAGUUCAAUAUUAAGUGUUGUUUACCAGAAAAGGUGAUCAUAAACAGAUGUUUCAUGAAUAGUGACUGUGGUGCAGUGAUUUUGGAGAUGUAUUUGUGGUGUUUCUCUCUCUCUUCAAACACACCCUAUCGUUCAUGCUCUUGGAGUGUAAGAGAUAAAACAGACCCAGAACAGUGCAUGUGUUGCCCAAGACUUGGUUUGAGAUCAUUGCUGAAGUUCCCGAGCUAAGUUCGGGAAGUUCUUUGGACUCCAGUCAGCCUAUGUUUUAGUCUUUUUGAAAACCUUUGGCCUAAGAUAGUGUGUGGAGUCUGCUAACACUUCUUUAAUGGUAGUCUUAUGGAUUUUGUUAGUAAAUCAAACAGUCCCUUUGAUGCGUUGUGUUAAACUGACAAAGUUUGAGCUUUAGUUGGAUAAAACCAAAACAGUAAGGCCAAAAAAACCCCAAAACCCCUUAAUUUUUAGAAUAAUUCUUCACACAACCUUCACAUUUAUGUUCCAAAGAUUUGAAGGGUUGCAGUGGCCUUGGAUCAUCUUUAACUGUUGUUCUGUCACCUGUCUUGAUCAGCUGGUUUUAAUUUCAUCCUUGUGGAGGCUUAUACUUAAUAUAUGGCUGAUAGAUGUAGUUAUUUUUUGUAUAAAUCUUAUUGCAAUAAAAUGUUUACAUUUUUCA
Molecule: messenger RNA, 4097 nt
Organism: Neoarius graeffei (lesser salmon catfish)
Lineage: Eukaryota; Metazoa; Chordata; Actinopteri; Siluriformes; Ariidae
Gene: efhd2
Product: EF-hand domain family, member D2
Exons: 4
Coding region: 225-923 (232 amino acids)
Molecular function (GO): calcium ion binding
Source: RefSeq, a predicted model, not a curated record